Molecule: messenger RNA, 4179 nt
Organism: Closterium sp. Naga37s-1
Lineage: Eukaryota; Viridiplantae; Streptophyta; Zygnematophyceae; Desmidiales; Closteriaceae
Source: the annotation of a GenBank genome assembly
AUGGUGUCAAAGAACGCGUCCUUCCAGAAGGACCAGAACUCGCGGCGCACGGUGGAUUUUCUGGCAAACGGGCUGGUGUUCUCCGAGGGCGCCUUCUGGGCGCGGCAGCGCAAGAUGAUCAGCCCCGCGUUCAGCCCCGCCUACAUCAAGCACGCAGUGACAGUAAUGGAUGACCAAGCGCGCAGGGCAGUGCGGCACUGGGUUCACGCAGUCACCCAUGCCAGCGACAGCAAGCACAGCGGCGGCGGCGGCGGCGGCAGCGGCGUGUGUGAGAUUGACAUGUAUGCUGCCUUCACCUCCCUCACCCUCGACAUCAUCGGCCUGGCUGCGUUUGGUAGCCCUGUCAGCAGCAGUGGGGUGGGCACGGAUGGUGGUAGUGGGAAGGAGACGGAGGAGGAAAGGAGUGUGAAGGAGGCGAAUGGAGGAGGAGAGGGGGGGAGGAGUGUGAGGGACGUGUAUGAGGCGGUGAAUGUUCUGAGCACUCGGAGCGCCAAAAGGAUGUUCUCAGGCCGCCUCUUCAUUCCCUUUUACACCUGGCUGCCAACGCAGGAGAACCGGGAGAUGCAGCAGGCAGCGGAGAGGGUGAGGCGCCUGUCUCUCGACCUCAUUGCCACACGCAGUCAGCAGCAAGCGAGUGAGCCGGGGAAGGAUCUGCUGGCAGUGAUGCUGGCAGCGAGGGAUGACGUCAGAAACGAGCAGAUGACCGACCAGCAGCUGGUGGACGAGUGUGUCACGUUCCUCGUGGCCGGCCAUGAGACAACAGCCAAGCUGCUGACGUGGGGCGUGUACCUGCUAGCGCGCUUCCCUGAGUGGCAGCAAAAGCUGCGGGAGGAGGUGUGGCAGGUGAUGGGGGAGAAUGGGGAUGCAGGGAAAGGGGCGAUGGAAGGUGGAGAGGAAGGGGAGCAGGAGGAGGGGGCGCGGGGCAAGAAGGGAGGGGGCGGAGUGGAGGUGGCAUGGGAGCAAGUGGCGCAGCUGAGGCAGAUGCACAUGGUGCUGCUGGAGACGCUCAGGCUCUUCCCACCCACGCCUACCAUCACCAGGGAGGCCAGCAAGAGCCACCCUUCCCAUCCUUUUCCCAGUGCCUUCCUUUCCCCCAUGCCUUCUCAUGCCUUCCUUUCCCCCAUGCCUUCCCAUGCCUUCCUUUCCACCAUGCCUUCCCAUCCAUCCUUUUCCCCAUGCCUUCCUUUCCGCCAUGCAUUCCCAUCCAUCCUUUUCCCUAUGCCUUCCUUUCUGUCAUGCCUUCCCAUCCUUUUCCCUAUGCCUUCCAUUUCCCCCAUGCCUUCCCGUCCUUUUCCCCAUGCCUUCCAUUCCGCCAUGCCUUCCCAUCCUUUUCCCCACGCCUUCCCAUCUUUCCCCUAUGCCUUCCCAUCCUUUUCCCCGUGCCUUCCUUUACCCCAUGCCUUAACAUCCAUCCGUUCCCCCAUGCCUUCCCCAUGCCUUCCCCCAUGCCUUCCCCCAUGCCUUCCCCAUGCCUUCCCCCGUGCCUUCCCCUAUGCCUUCCCCCAUGCCUUCCCCAUGCCUUCCCCCAUGCCUUCCCCUAUGCCUUCCCCCAUGCCUCUCCCCAUGCCUUCCCCCAUGCCUUCCCCUAUGCCUUCCCCCAUGCCUCUCCCCAUGCCUUCCCCCAUGCCUUCGCCAUUGCCGUAUUUCCGCAUUUCCCAUGCCCACCAGGAUGUCUCCCUGGGCCCGUACAGCAUCCCAGCAGGCACGCGAAUCAUGAUGUCCCUUGCCAUGCCGCACAGCGACCCGCGCUACUGGGGGGAGGACACGCUCGAGUUCAACCCCGCCCGCUUCAAGGACGGCAUACAGGGAGCAUGUUCGCACCCACAGGCCUUUGUGCCGUUCUCAGCGGGCCCCCGGGACUGCAUUGGCUCCAACUUUGCUCUCACAGAGGCCAAGGUUGUCCUUGCGCAUUUGCUCAGGCGCCUCGAGCCCACGUACCUUGUCGCGCACGCCACUCCAGAAGAGCCAUGGCGCAAGCGAAGUGACUCUCCCAUGCCAACCCCUCCUGCCUCCGCGGAUGCCGCUCACAACCUCUUCAUCGCGUCCAUCUGCCGUCGCUGGCGGCGACUCGCUCAGAGGCACGUCUCGACGCUGCUCGUAAAGGAUAACCGCGUCGCGUCUCACCGCGAUGUGCUCAACGCGGUCGCCUGCUUUCCUCUGCUGACCCAUCUGCAUCUGUCGGAUUUCAGCGUUGAGACGGUGGAUGACGUGUUUCUAGCUGAUCUCGCCGUUUCUUGCCCUGGGUUGAGAGCGCUGCACGUGGGGAUGGAGUACGAGGGACAGCAUGGAAGCAAUGGACGCGUGAUAACAGAAUCGGGCUUGGACUUUUUCUUCCGUCACUGCUCUCAACUGGAGCAGCUGUCGCUGUUCUGUCUCGAGGAAGAUCUGAACCCGCCAGCUUCGUUCUUCCAGCUUCAGCAUCUGCACACCCUCGUCUUGACCACCGCCUUCAUUUUAAAGUCUCCAGAUCUCAGCUCUCUUUCGUCUCUCACAGCAGUCUCCAUCGAAACCCCCAACCUUCACUACAACCAGCUCUCCAGCCUCCUUCAACUCACCAACCUCACCCGCCUCUCCUUGCCUGACGACAUUCGCAUGAUUUCAGCAGAUCCGCCCACCUUCUCGCUCGCACAGCUUCCUACUCUCCAUUCGCUCAAGUUCGGAGCGUAUGAUGCGCACUUCAGCGUUUUUUUCCCUCCUGGAUCGCCAUUCAGGUUCCUGAAACGCCUGCAGCUCAGAUAUUGCUUCGACCUAGAGCGGCUUCCAAGCAACAUUGGGCAGGUGCUGCCGCGCCUCCAAGAGCUCAACAUCAACGACUGCGAAACCUUGAGCGAUCUAACUGACGCGAUCACGUCGCUCACCUGCCUGGAGAGCCUGACCGUAUCCCGCUGCAGAGUGUUCGAUCUGCCAGAAGACUUUGGCCAUCUUCCAGCCUUGAAGGCGUUGGUGCUGAACCAGCUGCCGCUUUGCACUCUCCCUGCCUCGUUCACCAGACUUGCAUCUCUGGAGACGUUUUUUCUGCAUUGGUGCGAAGAUAUGGAGGAGCUUCCUGCAGGGUUUGGUCGCCUCACAGCCCUCCGGUCUCUGAGCCUUACAGGGUCGUCCAUCUUGCAGCUUCCAGAAGACUUGGGCGGCCUGACCAACCUCCACACCUUUCAUUUCGAGAAAAACAGCCUAGGGCAGCUGCUGUCGUCAUUAGCGCAGCUGGCUUCGCUUACCAGGCUGGAGCUGCAAGGGUGCAAUAGUGAGCUUCCAGAGGGCAUGGGGGAGAUGACAAACCUGCAGGAGCUCUACAUUCAUUACUGCUAUUCUCUUAAGGAGCUUCCAGAAGCUGUGACGUCGCUUGGCAGCCUUCAAGUGCUGAGGAUCACAGAGUGUGAAGAUCUCGUGUCGGUUCCCAGGAGGCUGGAUGGGCUUACCAGCUUGACGCUGUUGGAGCUGCGGGGGUGUUGGCGGCUGAACGAAGCCCCUCAGGCUCUGCCACUCAGUCUGCAGGCUCUCCGCUACUCAGAAAAUCAGCAGCUGGGGUCUCUGCCAGAUAUUUCAAGACUUACAGGGCUCAGGGAGCUGUGCUUGCACACGGUGGACGCAGCCUGUAUUGAGGCCAUCGGUGAGCAUCUCUCGAAUGUGCAGCAUCUGGAGCUGGAGCUCAGAGCGGGUGCGGAGGAGUCUCUGUCCGCACUGACCAGGCUUGCUCGCCUCCGCACCUUGACACUCGAGGAGGCUCGCAGUGUGAACACGCUGGUGGAAUCUGAGGGCUUGGGUUUGCAGGAGCUACGCCAGCUGAACAUCUCCAAAAUGAGGGGUGUUGUUGAACUCACAGAGCUGCCUGCGGCCAUCACCACUCUCCACUGCCUGACAUCCAUUAGAAUCCUCAUGGAAAACUUGCCUUCUCUUCCGCAUGCCUUUGGGGCAUUCUCAAAGCUGCGCAAGCUGGACUUAUCCUACUGCUCAUCGCUCACGCGUCUCCCUGCGUCUCUCACGCAGCUCUCCUGCCUGCAUGAGCUGAACGUCAGGUACACCAGCAUCCACCUUCUUCCGCCUGGCUUUGCUCAGCUCAGCAGACUGAGGAGGCUUGAUAUCCAUGGAUGCAAGCAGCUGGAGGCUCUGCCUGACGACAUAUCUGAGCUUAGAAUGCUCGAGUGCGUCUCUACUACAGGGUGUGACAUGCUCCGGCAGUGA